AUGAGUAAUUGUUCUGAGAAUAUUGAUUCUGGAAAUUCCCUUCUAUCUAGGUUUCUCAAAAGAGCUCGGGUCACCUCCGAUAUUGGGCACUCGCUUAUCGGCGCUAGCCAUAUCAGCGGAGCAGAAAAUGGGGAUGAGGAAGACGAAAUAGACGACGAAAUUCUUAGUGACAAUGAGAAAACUCAUUUUCGAAACUCUUUAAAUACUCCGGCGCCAAUUUUAGGUGUUGAUAAAAGUUCUUCUGGUAAUUAUGGGGGAUCCCAGGACAUUCGUGGAUCAGCUCAUACAGAUUUCCAACCACAAGGGAUGGUAUUUCCACAAGUCCCUGAAAAUGCAGUUUGUCGCCUGGAUGAAGCCCAAAACUUCAACAGAGUAGAAGAUGAUCAUCUUGAAAUUCCUAUGUUAUCAGAACCACAAAUUACAGAAAGAUAUUUAUUUGGUGAUUUAGACCCUAUUGUUGAGCCUGAGGAUCAACAAGACAUCUCUACAUUUGAUAAGGAAGUCAUUUUAUGCUUGAACUUCAAUACCAAUAAGCUAGGUGCUAUUUCCUACAGGCACCAAGAUUCCAGCUUGUCUAUUUUGGAAGAUUUCAAUUUUUGGAUUGCUGGUGAAGGAAUGAGCGUCUUACGGGAUAAGAUCAUUGACACUUUGGCAAGCAUUAUUUUGGAGAUUAACCCAGAUAUAAUCUUGACUACUUCCGGAUUAUAUGAAUUCGUAAGUAUAUUUAAUGAUUCUCGGGAGGCUAAGAUUACUGUCGAAGUUAGGCCAUCCAAGGAAUUUAACAGCAAAAACAACAAUAGAACAGUACAUAAUUUGAUAGAGGGAAUCUUGAACGGUCAAAGAGGCCAAUUUCAUAUUGAUUCAGCGUUGGUUAGUUUGCAAAACUCUCCUGAUUUAAACUUAUCGCGAGGGGCAUUGAGUUGCCUCAUUAGAUUCUUCGAAAACUACAACAACUUUGAUUUCACUAUAAAAGCAGUGGAUUCCAUUAAUUUGCAUAAUCACCUUUUCAUUGACCAAGAAUCAUUAUAUGCCUUACAAGUUUUACCCGAUCCAAAAAACUUCCAUGUUGGAAAUACGAAGAGUGGAAAGGGAAAGACUUCCAUUUUUGAUCUUUUAAACUUUACUGGAUCCAAAUUAGGUGGUAAAUUGUUAAAUAGCUGGGUAUCUCGCCCGUUGUAUGAUUUGGAAAAAAUUCAAAAACGUCAAAACUCAAUUGAAUUUUUCAUGAAUUCCGAAGCACAAGAUUUCUUUAAUGAUUUGAGAAAGGUUAUGAAAUGUUUGCCAAAUAUUUUUCAAUUGGUCACUUCACUAAACGGCAGUAAGCUCACUUUGCAAAAUUGGAAGAAUCUAGAAACAUUUUUAAAAAAGACUACUAUAUUGUAUGUCACAAUCGAUUCAUUGUACAAUCGAAUGCUCAAUGCAGGAAACCAAAUUGAUAUUAUUGAGAAUAUUCAUGAUAAAUGUGAUAUUAAUAAAGUCCAGCGGUCUUUAACAAGGCUUAACAUGAUUAUUGAUUUUGAUUCUUCUAAAAUUGAAUACAAAACAAUAAUUCAUGAAGGAAUAGAGCGCAAGCUCGAUGAAUAUCGAACAAUCUAUAACAGUAUGGAUGGGAUUCUCAAUCAGACUGCUGAUGAUGUUGCAAAAACUUUCCCUCAAUAUCUACAAAGAUUUAUCAAUGCUGCGUAUAUUCCUCAAGUAGGUUAUUUAAUGUUACUCAAUAUUUUCGAUAUUAAUGGGGAAGAACUAGAACUCUCGAAUAUUAUUCAAGAAUUGACAACCAAUAGGAACUGGUCAAUGAUUUUCAACACUUCAACAACAAUUUUUUUCAAAAAUGAAAAAGUCAUUCAGAUGGAUGAAGAAUAUGGAGAUAUUUACAGUAUAAUUUGUGAUCUAGAAAUUGAAAUUUUAUAUAAUUUACAACAGGAAAUUUUGGAAAUUGAAAGCACACUACUUAACUUUGGGAAAUAUUUCGCAGAAUUGGACUGCCUACUUAGUUUAACACACGUUGCAAUUUCUAGAAACUAUUGCAAACCAAUUCUCACUAAUGGAAUAGAGCUAGAAAUUGUUGAAAGUAGGCAUCCGCUAUAUGAAACUCUAUUAGAUGAAUCCAGUUGUUAUGUUCCUAAUAAAGUUUUUUUGAACACCACAACAAGCAACCCUGAAAAGUGGCAAUUGGAUAGUGAAAGAAUAAUCUUAUUAACUGGGGCUAAUUUUUCUGGGAAGUCUGUCUAUAUCACUCAAGUAGCAUUAUUAGUGAUUCUCGCUCAAAUUGGAUCUUUUAUUCCUGCUAAAUCAGCUACCAUCGGUUUAGUGGACAAGGUCUUAACUAGAGUAAUGUCUCGAGAAAGCUUGUCAAAGACCCAGAGCACAUUCAUGAUUGACUCUCAGCAAAUGUCUAAAUGCUUGAGGUUAAUGACAAGAAAGUCUUUGAUAGUCAUUGAUGAGUUUGGGAAGGGGACUGAUGUUUAUGAUGGGCCAGCAUUGUUUGGAUCAAUUAUUGAAUAUUUGAGAUCCCAUUCCAAAUGCCCGAGGGUCAUUGCUGCUACGCAUUUCAAAGAGUUAUAUGAUGGGACGUCCCAAAUCUUUGAGGAAUUAGAUGGUUUACAUCAUUACCACAUGGAUGUUUAUUUCUCUGUCGAAAUCAAUGAAGCCAGAGAAAACUUGGAUAAGAAAAUCACUUUUUUGUAUGAAAUCAAUGAUGGAAUCGCUGAUAAAAGUUUUGGAAUUUAUUGUGCCAAGAUGUGUGGAAUUAAACCAUCUAUUAUUUCCUUUGCAGAAAAAUAUUUACAAAAAUUGGAGCAAGGAGGAAAUCUCAAAAAUAUAUUCGCUAAAUUAUCUCCACAGGAAGAAAAUGAUCUCAAAUCUGCCCACGCAAUUUCAAAAAGUGUUCUAAAAUUGGAUGUUGAUGAUUUAAAAGGUUUGCCACGCGAAGCGCUUCGAGAAAAUUUAAUUCAAACAGUGAAAUCAUUUCAUAAAUAUGCUGGAUUGGAGAUUCCAUCUGAGGGAGAAUUCGUCAAACAUAUUAGACAAAAAAUUCAUGGAAGAAAAUUCAAGAGUCCAAAUGAUAAUCGUUUAGCUACCAAAUUGGUAGGCGCUAAGACGGUAGCUGAAGUCUUUAAGAUUGGUAAGAAACUUCAAGAAAAAAUCAGACUCUCCAGUGACUACGUCCCACCAACGCUAGUCAACGAAAUUGUUACGUCUAAGGUUGACAAGAAAAGAAAGUACAGGAAGAGCUUCAAAAAUUCCUCGUAA
Saccharomycopsis crataegensis is the source of this 3252-nucleotide messenger RNA. It is a transcript of the gene MSH5, whose product is annotated as MutS family protein MSH5. Bases 1 to 3252 code for a protein of 1083 amino acids. NCBI's taxonomy places the organism in Eukaryota, Fungi, Ascomycota, Saccharomycetes, Ascoideales, Saccharomycopsidaceae. The record is from RefSeq and is a predicted model, not a curated record. The transcript has 3 exons. Gene Ontology annotation, cellular component: nucleus. Gene Ontology annotation, biological process: mismatch repair; chiasma assembly. Gene Ontology annotation, molecular function: mismatched DNA binding; ATP-dependent DNA damage sensor activity; ATP binding.